AUGACAGUUGUGGAAGCUAUUAUAAUGAAGGUUGUGAUGGGUGUUAUGAAUGUUAUCACUAUCACGAGGAAAGGUCGUACAGUUUUGGAUAUUGGCCUUAAGGUGGUAUGCAUCUGUCAAGGAUUGUGUGGUGACCAUUCAACAAAGAAUGUCAAAAGACCAUUAAUAAGAAUCAGGAAUAGGUUUGACUUCAAUCUCAUUGACAAUGUUGAGAGUACAGUGAAAAAAGCCAGAGAAUAUCUUGAUGAUAACCAGCCUGGACCAGCAGCUCUUGUGCUCGAUGCUUUAACAGUUGUUCUUUUACCAGCAGACAGUGAGAGGUUGCCUUCAGGCCAAGUUGUGUCAGCAAUGAAAAGGUUGCGAAAAGCUUGGAUUGAAGUGUUUAUGCAUCCUGAUUUGCCCAAGAAUAUGGAGGAAAAACUUAGGGACCGGUUAAAGAAUGCUGUUGAUGGGGCUCAAAUUUGCUCACCCGAGAGCUCAGGCUUUAAAGUGAUUCUUGAAAUGAAGAAGUGGAAUGAUGCUUUACUUCUUAAAUGUUUCGAUGGGAAAUUGAAGAAUGAUUUCAUUAUAGAAGAUGAGGAAGUGGUUGAAGCUCGACUAGCCUUCCUAGAAAAGAAACAAAGGUUUUCUGAUGCACUAUCCUACAUGAUCGGUUGUAAGACAUUGGAAAAGAGCCGCAUUGCUUCCUUUUACAAUUUUGGAAGUACUGUACCUUUAACAGCUGAAAAGUUCCUGGCAAACAUUACCCACUACAAAAGGAAGUUUGUGCUUUUACUAGCCAAGGCAGGGAAAAUGGAACAAGCCCUACAUCUGCUGAAUUUGCCAGCCUCAGUGAACAUUUCUGCUAGCAUUUUGACUGAGACAGGUUUUAAAGAUUCAAGGGGCACUACACCUUUAACACAAUGUACCCUUGCAACAAUGGAUUUUGCAACAACUAAAGAACUCUUAAUUGCCAUGGUGAAUGAAGACAGUUCUACAGAGGUAGGGAAGAUUCCUUUGCCAUCUAGCAUACCAGGAGAGAAACUGAAAGAGGUGUUGGCAUUUAUAAUGACAGCGACACAAGUGAAUUCUAAUCUUCGCAGUGAACAGGCGUUUCAGUGGUAUAUUAACACAUUCUGUGAGUCAUCCAUAGUGAACAAGUGUUCUCCUGAACAAAGUCAGGAAACAAUAAGAAUUGCAGGGGAGAUUGUAAUCAAAGCAAAAAAGGAGUUUCUUUCACAUUUUGAGAUCAAGCCUCCUAAAGAUGUCUCUUUAAAGGUGUUUGUUGUGGAAGUGUUUGCAUCUGUUGUUGCUAAUCUCUUUGUCAACAACAACUGCUAUCCAUUCUUUCCAAUUACUUACACCCUGGAGUUGUUCAAGAAAAAGGAUUUAUUGUGGGCUUGUGUCUCAGUGGUACUCUCGCCAGUUCUUGCCAGCAAAAUCAAUGGUCAAAUACUGAAUUUUAUUCAAGCAAAUGUUAUCAAAAAACUUGGAAGUCAGUGUAUUCCUUUUGAUGUCUACAAGAGCUGGAUUAAAAAACAAGUUGACAUUGGGGGAAUUGAGAGGAAUUAUGAGAUUGCAUUGCUAAUGUUAAAAGAAGGAAAGAAAAAGUCAGGUCAUUACUUGAAUAAAUGUUUAGAUGGCUCUUCAGUGCGCAAGAGGGCUGUUUUGCUUGUCAAGACCCUCCUGAAGAGUAUCGAUGCCUUGCUGAGCAAGACUGGCAGCUUUUAUGGGAAGGACAGGCUUUGUGGAGUACUGAAGAAAAUCAAGAAAGACUUCUCCAGGGAAAUUGUUAAAUUUGGAUUGGAUUCUUUAGAAGGGCAGCUGAUGGAGUUGACUUUCAAAAAUGAUCCAAGCUUUGAGAAUUUUGAAGAUGUUAGGAAGGCUUGUGGGGAUGCUGAAAAGUGGCCUUCCUUAAAAUCAGAAAUGAUAGACUUUCUCAAGAAGGACCCAUCAAGCAGAUCUCACGCUGCAUGUUGUGUUGAAGUGUUUGGAAGAUAUGGUAUGUUUGAUGAAGUGAAACAAGCCCUUGCUGCAGUUGGUUACUCAUAUGUUUCCAAUGUUUGUGAAAAGAUUAAAGAGACUAUGCUAAAGUUAAGUAAACCUGACGAAAGGUGCCAGUUUGUUGACGCGUGUUGUGAUUGGUUGGGUAAGAUGCUGUGCGAUGUCGCAUUCUCCAACUGGCGAUAUAGCAGUAACAAUUUGCCUGAUUCAUUGGUUUCCUGUGUUAAAGAGAUUGCUGCCUUCAAACAACAGACUUCUAGUGACAUCCUAGCGGCAGCGAUGCGUCGUGCAUCUGAGCAAUUUUGUCGAAACACUGUUCAAUACAAAAAGCGUUGUGAUUUUGAACGUUGGCUGAGGGAAAUUAAGGGAUUGUUUGGAAAAUGCCAGCUGACCGCGUGGAGCUGGGCCUUUCACGAGCUCACAACAGGACCGCUAAAACGAAAGCCUGCAGUGAUAAAGCAUUUGGUCACAAGUGCUUCUUUGCAGUCAGGAACACUCACUUAUCAGCAAUUGCUUUCAAUGCAAACUAAAGCUAAGGCGCACGAAAAUGUUGCGUCCCUGCCAAGAUCAAAGGCAUCCGUGUUCGUGGCAAUCGCUUCGUUGCCAACCACCUCUGCAUCUGUCAGUGCCUCUCCAACAACUCAAACCGUCCCAGGUCCUUCCUCUGGUAAGAAGCUUGGUAACCGUGCCCUCACAGGGAACCAAUAAAUUUUUAGCAGCG
Molecule: messenger RNA, 2704 nt
Organism: Stylophora pistillata
Lineage: Eukaryota; Metazoa; Cnidaria; Anthozoa; Scleractinia; Pocilloporidae
Source: RefSeq, a predicted model, not a curated record